AUGUCGAAACUCGACGCGUUCCUCGCGAAGCUCGCGGCGAAGAAGCGCCUCCUCGACCGCGAGGAACGGCGCGACCGCGGCGAGGACGUCUCCGACUCCGACUCGGACGCCUCCGACGACGCCGCCUCGAAUCAUCCGAGCGGCGGGCGCGCCGUCGUCGCCCCCACUUCGGACGCGUCGUCGUCGUCCGCGUCCAUCUACGGCAGCAAGGCGUAUUGGGACGCGCGGUACGCGACCGGGUGCGUUAUCGGCGCGAACAGCACGAGGGGGGAGGUAUCGAACGAGUGGUACGUCGGCUACGACGCGAUCGCGGCGUUGCUAUCGUCCGUCGGGGUGGAGAAGACGUCGUCGAUCCUCCUCCUCGGCUGCGGGACGUCGACGCUUGGGGAGGAUCUCGCGGACGACGGCUUCGUCGCGGUGACCGCGGUGGAUUACUCCGAGAACUGCAUCGACGUCAUGCGGGAGACGUCGUCGAGGAACCAAGCGAGGUGGCGCGCGGACGCGGUCGCCGCGGCGGGGGUGGAGCCGGACAGCGACGACGACGACGACGACGGCGACGACGGCGGCGAACGUCGCGCGCGCGAAGACGACGAAGACGACGAAAACGCGGACCCGCGGCCGCUCUCGGUCGCGACGCGACGCCCGGUGCGUUACGACGUCGUGGACGUCACAGACAUGGACGCGUACGGCGACGGCGCGUUCGACGUCGUGUUAGAUAAAGCGACGCUCGACACGAUGUGCCAGCUGGACGACGACCCGGAGACGGAGGGGAGCCGCGCGCGACGGAUGUUGCGAGAGAGCUGCAGGGUGCUCCGACCGGGGGGGACGUACGUGUGCGUGACGUACGGGGACGCGGAGGACAGGCGAGGGCUGCUAUUGGACGAGACGUUGGAGUGGGACGUGACGCCGCCGACCGCGGCGGAGGUGGAAGAGGACGUAACGGGCGGCGGUGGGGGGUUAGGGAGGAUCAUACGGAAGAACAAAGCAGUGUUCUACGCCUACAUCGCGGUGAGGAGGUAG
Molecule: messenger RNA, 1020 nt
Organism: Micromonas pusilla CCMP1545
Lineage: Eukaryota; Viridiplantae; Chlorophyta; Mamiellophyceae; Mamiellales; Mamiellaceae
Exons: 1
Coding region: 1-1020 (339 amino acids)
Molecular function (GO): S-adenosylmethionine-dependent methyltransferase activity
Source: RefSeq, a predicted model, not a curated record